This is a messenger RNA of Apaloderma vittatum (bar-tailed trogon), 2481 nucleotides long. RefSeq names its product RNA exonuclease 1 homolog. The transcript is spliced from 15 exons. The record is from RefSeq and is a predicted model, not a curated record. Gene Ontology annotation, molecular function: nucleic acid binding; exonuclease activity. The coding region runs from base 1 to 2481 and encodes 826 amino acids. Lineage: Eukaryota; Metazoa; Chordata; Aves; Trogoniformes; Trogonidae. Gene Ontology annotation, cellular component: nucleus.
AUGUCUUCAUUUAGGAGUGAGCAUGUGUUCCCAGAGAAGUUAAGAAUUCCUUCUGCAGUGGAACUUGAAGACUCUGAUGCUGGAUGGGAUCUUGACAUUGAUGAGCCACCACAAGCUGUUAAUAAAAAGCCAAGAAUAAGUAGUAACUGUACAAACAGGAGCUGGGACAAAGAAGUAGCAGAAAUAUUAUGCGAUAGUGCUAUGGCAGAUAUUCCUGGGUCUACAGAAGAAAAAUCAGAAGAAAUUAAUGUUUUGCGGAAGAACACCAAAGUUUUUAAAAAGUCUGAAAAACUACAUAAUGUUUCUCUGAAAGCAAAUGAUGUAAACAAUGAUAUAGUGAAGGUUUUGAAGCUCAAAGAUGCCCUUGCUUAUAGUGAGGAGAAACAUACAUCUUCAACUGCUUCUUUUGAGGCAGGCAUAUGGAACGGAAUUCUGAAGCAAGGGCAUGCAGAAAACAGUGUAUUUGUUGAAGCAUCUGUUCAGCAGCAUACUAGUGAAGACUGUGUGACCAGUAGAGGAGUGACACCAUCUGCCUUGGGUACUGGUCACUCAUCAAAAGAUGGAACUACAGUUCAAAGACCUUAUAAGGGAAUAAUAAAUAGAGAGGAAAACCAGAGCAUAGAAGAAAACAGGGCUAAUAAUAACCCAGAAGAAAAAUACUCAUAUCCAUCUGUAUACUUAAACAAGAAAGAACAUGAAAUAAGUCUACUGAGUUCAUCUGCUGAGGAAACAGAAUGCAGGUGGGAGGAGACAGAGGUCUCUGACUCAGAUGAUCCUUUAGAGGAGUGUAGGAAAAUUUUUGAAGAGUUCGAAGGAGAAGCACGAAGGAAGAACAGGGAUAAGCAGGACCAUGGAGGAGAAGUAGAGUUCAAUUCAUUAGAAACCAAACUAAAUGCUCCUGGAAAAAAGAGAAGAAUUGCACACAGAGCAAAAUUUGAUGUACACAACAGAAGUGAAGUGGAGCUUUUCACAGUAUGUCCUCAGCAGUGGGGUUGUGAUGUGGAAAUUCAGCAGAUACACUGUCAGGCAAUGGACUCUGCUGCUGCAGUUAGAGGGGGACAAGCUCUUAUGGAUACAGCCUCUGAACAGAAGACUAUGUCUGGGUUGUCAGCUACUCCCUUUCAAAGCAUUGGACCCCUGGCCUCUGUAAAUCUGCUUGAAGUUCAGCCCAUUGAAAUCAGCAGUGCUCAAGUGUCGACACUACUGGAAGGAGAUGUUGUAGUAGCAGCAAUACCCUCUGGACCUUCUCUUAGCUCAUUCAUGAGGACGAUUCCUGUGUCAUACAAGAAAAAGCGUUCCCUUCCAACACCAGCAUCCAAGGUACCACCUGAAACAAGACAGCGAUAUAUAAGUUUCUUUUUUGCAGAAUGCAUCAAAAUUUGUAGUACAAUGAAUGAGGCUUUUGACAAGGCCCUGAUAGCAGAGCAAUCUGUUUAUGAUCGUUGUGGAAAUAAAAAAAUGUACUUGAAUUUUGCUGUGCAAGCUCUCAAAAAGCUGAGAGAUCAUGGGCAACUUAGUAACUGCAGAUCUUCCAGUGACUCUGGAUCUGUAAAAUCAGAGGAAGAGCAAGCACUCACAGGUUAUGCGCUAUAUGAGCAUUUAAAAGAUUAUCUCCUGACUGAGGAACAAUUGAAUGAAAAUAAUUUCCCUCGACCAGAUCCUGAAAAAAAUGGUAGUGCUAUACUUUCUAGGAUUGUAAACAAUGCUGAUUAUGAUGCUUUCAAAAGAGUGUGCUGUAGGUGUGGUGAAGUGUAUGCUGUUACUUCUUCAGGAGAACAUAGACGUAAAGAAGAAUGCAACUAUCAUUCUGGUAGAGUAUUGAAACAAAGAUUUCCAGCUGACAUGGAAAAACACUACAGCUGCUGUCAGAGAUUAGUUGGGUCUCCUGGAUGUCAGGUUGCAAAGCUUCACGUUCAUGAUGGGAGAGGGGAGAAGUUGGAAGGCUUUAUGAAGACACUCACUAAAUCACCGCCUCUUGAUGGAAACUAUGGUGUAUAUGCUCUGGACUGUGAGAUGUGUUAUACAACUCAUGGCUUGGAACUAACUAGAGUGACAGUGGUUGAUGCAAAGCUACAGAUUGUUUAUGACACACUUGUUAAGCCAGAUGGUAAAGUUGUAGACUAUGAUGCAAGACUCUCUGGAGUAAAAGAGGAUGAUCUGAAGAAAGCCACAAUAUCUCUUCGGGCUGUACAGGCAAUACUGCUAAACUUGUUCAGUGCAGAUACAGUUUUAAUUGGACACUGCUUAGAAAAGGGCUUAUUUGUGCUUAAGCUAAUUCAUGACAAAGUAGUGGACACAUCAGUAGUGUUUCCUCAUCGGCUAGGUUUGCCUCACAGAAGAACGAUGAGAAGUCUGAUGGCUGAAUACCUCAGGAAAAUUCGUCAAGAUGAUGUUGCUGGUCAUAAUUCCAGGGAAGAUGCAACUGCUUGUAUGGAGCUAAUCCUUUGGAAGGUCAAGGAGGACAACAGAAUUAGGAAAUAG